Messenger RNA from Fonsecaea multimorphosa CBS 102226, 2202 nucleotides. RefSeq lists its product as uncharacterized. NCBI's taxonomy places the organism in Eukaryota, Fungi, Ascomycota, Eurotiomycetes, Chaetothyriales, Herpotrichiellaceae. The coding region runs from base 1 to 2202 and encodes 733 amino acids. Gene Ontology annotation, molecular function: protein binding. The transcript has a single exon. The record is from RefSeq and is a predicted model, not a curated record.
AUGAAUGAAGCUCCGCCACCAUAUCACGCUCAUGACCCCAGUCCGAAUGUACGAUCAACUGCAGCUCCUGUUUACGAAUUGUCCACUGCUGUCAACUUGCAGCCCCACGUUUUAGAAGACACCGCAAGCCCAUCGCAACAACCUGGCCUGCGGGAUAUCAGCCCCCAGGAAGUUGAGCAGUCCGGGUUCAUCUCGGCAACGCCGUACUUUGAACUUCGUCCGCCCAGUCGUCCACGACCGCAUGACUUCUUUGUUCAUACAAUUGUGGUCAAUCCACAUGCCAGCAAAGAGACAACACCGUAUCCCAUACGCAACUCUCUGUUCCCACUACGGGAAGUCGACGAAUAUGACUGGACAACAUUUUUGAAUCAUCUGUUUCCUCCUGUGUUCGGCGAAGGUUCGUCUGGAUCAAACCAGGCGACUAGGCCAAGUCCGACGGCCAGAACACGGCAAUUUUCAUCAAGCAGUCUCGAAAACGCAAAGUCAAGGCCGGAGGAGCUUACAGAGUUGGUUGACAGGCUGUCUCUUCCACCGACAAAGCGAUCGACGUCAGAGAGCGGAGCUGUUCCAAACCCUUCACGUCUGCGGAGAAUCAGACUUGAAACUGUCGUCGCACAAUGGAACACCGGCUUUUUUGAGCCUCGCGGCCUCAAAAUCAUCCUUCUGUUCACCGAAGAUUCUUUGCAAUGGGAAGGAGACGAAACUCCACUCCACAAAGCUGUUGGCAGAGGUAAAGAGUCGGAAGUCCGCCGCGUCCUUGAACAUAGCUCAUGUGACGUUGAGGUAAGAAACAAGAAAGGCGAGACAGCACUUUACCGGGCAGUCUCUCAGGGAGACAAGUCGAUUGUAAAACUAUUGCUGGAAAAUAACGCUGACCCCCAAGCUCGGCCCCCGGGAGCAAAUAGCCCUCUCCAGACGGCAGUAAUAUCCGACCGUUCGAGUAUUCUCAAGAUGCUGAUUGAAAAGUCGACUGCGGGCCUUGAAGAAGUAACUUCGGCCGGCGAGACACCUUUGUACCUUGCCGUGGCUCGCGGGCAAACAAAGAACGUCACGUCGCUCCUGGAGGCUGGUGCCAAUCCCCACGCAAGGCCGGUUGGGAAGGAUACGAUGCUUGACCUCGCAGUCAACAGACGUGAUUCUUCCAUUUUGGAAUUGUUACUCAAGAGCGGUAGUGAUCCAAAUCAGAGAAACAGAGACGGAGACACCCCGCUCAACCGUUUUGUCGCGACAGGCAGCGCCAACAUGGUCAGAACUCUUCUGGAGUAUGGGGCGAAUCCGAAGGCCAAGGACAGAAAGGGUGACCCCCCUUUAUCGGUUGCAGUACAUCAAGGUCAUUCAUCCAUUGUUGCUCUACUUCUAGCCAGAGAAGAUGUCGACAGCAUUAUAGAUUCAGAAAACAGCAAGGGGGAAACACCAGUUUACACGGCCAUCUCGAGAGGACAUACAUCGAUCACCGAGAUUUUGCUGAAGAACGGCGCCGAUCCGAACAAACGGCCCCCGCAAGGGGAGACGGUGCUGAAUCUAGCAGUCUCCCACGGUAAUAGCACGUUAGUGAACCAGUUGCUGGACCGCGGGGUGGACGUCAACGUCGCCAACAAAUCCGGAGACAGUCCUCUUUCCCAAGCGGUGGUGCGCGGUGACUCUUUCAUGAUCAGCCUCUUGUUGAGUGCCGGCGCGGACGUCAAUGCUGUCAAUAGCACUGCAGAGCCGAUCUUGUAUCGGGCAGUCUCUACCGGAAACGCAGCAGUCACGGCGCUUCUGUUGGCUCAUGGCGCCAAAUCGGACGUGCAGAGCCACAACGGCGAACCGGCCUUGUACCGGGCAGUCUACAGGGGCGAUGCGUCGAUCAGUGCCAUGCUUCUCUGCUAUGGAGCUGACGCUCGAGGAAACAGUCCCACCGGCGAAUCGUGUUUAUACCGUGCUGUCUACCUUGGGAAUACCCAGCUCGUCUCCUUGCUUCUUGGACGCGGAGCAAAUCCCGACGAAGCCAAUUCUUCCAAUGGAGAUUCGCCGCUCUAUCGUGCCGUGUACAGGGGCGACGUAUCCAUUGCCAUGAUGCUGCUAGGGAAGGGUGCCAAUCCAACCACACCCAGUUUCAACAAUGAAUCCCCACUGCAGCACGCUAUGAGGAAGAACAAUAAAUCCAUGAUGCAGGUACUGAACAAUGUCUCGCUGCGAUGCUCGGACAUGAAAAGGGUGUAA